Messenger RNA from Aspergillus affinis, 1074 nucleotides. RefSeq names its product zinc-binding alcohol dehydrogenase family protein. Lineage: Eukaryota; Fungi; Ascomycota; Eurotiomycetes; Eurotiales; Aspergillaceae. The transcript has 2 exons. The coding region runs from base 1 to 1074 and encodes 357 amino acids. Gene Ontology annotation, molecular function: oxidoreductase activity, acting on NAD(P)H. The record is from RefSeq and is a predicted model, not a curated record.
AUGCAAAAGGCCAUCGUCAUCCAAACUAUCUCGGAGCCCGCACGGCUUGUCGAGCGAAGUAUCCCCGAGCCAGGCAAGAACCAAAUUUUGCUGCACGUCACAGCUGCUUCGCUGAACCCGCUCGACCAGAAGACGCGCGAUGUGGGGUUGUUCUUCAAGCAAUCCUCCCAGGUUUUAGCUCAUGAUAUCGCUGGCGAAGUGAUACAAUUGGGGCCGGACCAAAAUCCCCCCAAAUUCAAAGUCGGGGACCAUGUUUUUGCACACGCAAAUUUCGUCCCGGGCAAAGCCUUGACCGAUUGUGGCGGUCUCCAGCAGUACGCCAUCGUGGAUGCUCGCUUUGCGGCCAAACUUGACGCAGCGGGACUCACAGACAACGAGGCAGCCACGAUCCCUGUGUGCGCAAUGGCGGCCUUUAUUGCCCUUUUUCAUUCAACCGGGCUCGGGAUCCGUAUUCCAUCACCUCAACUGGUUAUCUCCCAAUCGAUAAGUUGCUCCGCGGACGACAGCAAGGCAAUCCUUGUCAUCGGCGGGGGAUCAAACUGUGGCCGAUUUGCAAUAGCGUUUGCUCGGAUGUGUGGAUUUGAACAGAUCAUCACGGUCGCAGCCCGAAGAACGGCGGUUGAAUUGCGGGAAUUAGGCGCAACACAUGUUAUUGACCGACAUGCAAGUCGCGACGAUAUUGUCCGUCAAGUGCGGGAAAUCGCAGACGACGGGUUGGUCUACGCCCUCGAUACGGUGAACAUAGGGCCAGGACAAGAACUAGGACUCGCCGCGCUAUCAAACUCGAAAAGAGGUUGCUUGAUCACACUUAACCCGGUCAAUGAGAGAGACCCAGAGCCGUCUUUCAUUGGUAAGAAGAUAGCUGGAUACGAAAGGCGCCUAACUUUUGGAUUUAGUGCACUGUACCCGGAAGUGUCUACAACGUUUUGGAAUCAUAUUCCAGCGUGGGUAACGGCGGGAUAUAUUCGUCCCCUACAAUACGAGGUUGUGGAGGGGCUGGAUGUGGUGCGAGUUAACCACGUUUUAGAUCAGUAUCGUGAGGGUCAAGGACAAAAAACGGUUGUACGGCCUUAA